AUGGGAGUUCGCCUUGCGAUAUACUUGACUUUGGCGCUUUUCAUUUCUUUUGCGUUUGCUGGCGAUGGCGGCGACUGUGGAGAAGAAGAAAAUCCUAAAAGAAAAUUUCAGAGGCUAAAACUUGCGGAAAUGAUACAUGUGAUUACUGUAGGACAUACGGCACUGACUGUGUUUGCGCAGAUGUGCGACCACAGUUUUGUGGUGACGAUCCGAACUGUGAACUGA
Cylicostephanus goldi is the source of this 225-nucleotide messenger RNA. Lineage: Eukaryota; Metazoa; Nematoda; Chromadorea; Rhabditida; Strongylidae. The record is from the annotation of a GenBank genome assembly.